This is a messenger RNA of Anarrhichthys ocellatus (wolf-eel), 1176 nucleotides long. RefSeq names its product lipoyltransferase 1 (gene lipt1). The transcript has 4 exons. Lineage: Eukaryota; Metazoa; Chordata; Actinopteri; Perciformes; Anarhichadidae. The record is from RefSeq and is a predicted model, not a curated record. Gene Ontology annotation, biological process: protein lipoylation. Bases 1 to 1164 code for a protein of 387 amino acids. Gene Ontology annotation, molecular function: lipoyltransferase activity. Gene Ontology annotation, cellular component: mitochondrion; cytoplasm.
AUGAAAUAUAAGAAAGAGCUGUUGAAGCCAGGAUGUCCCACAUCAGGAGGACGUUGUCUCUCUGCAGAAGCUGCUCAGUUGUCCUCCAGCCGGCUCGGACAAGCUCCGCCUCCAUCGGCGGAGGGGGGGGGGCUGGUCCUGCAGUCCCGGUCCACCGACGUGUUCCAGAACCUGGCUCUGGAGGACUGGAUCGACGCCAACGUGGACCUGGAGCGUCGCGGCGUCCUGCUGCUGUGGAGGAACCGGCCGUCCGUGGUCAUCGGGCGCCACCAAAACCCGUGGACCGAGUGCAACCUGCCGGCCAUGAGGAGCGCCGGCGUCCCUCUGGCUCGCCGGCGGAGUGGCGGGGGAACCGUGUUCCACGACCUCGGGAACCUCAACCUGACGUUCUUCUCCUCCAAGAAGGGUUACGACCGUCAGAGGAACCUGAGGAUCAUCACGGAGGCCUUGACGAGGAUCCGUCCGGAGCUGGACGUCCGGGCCACCGAGCGCUUCGACAUUCUGCUCAACGGACACUUCAAGAUCUCUGGAAGUGCGUCCCGACUGAGCAGGAAGUCGUCGUACCACCACUGCACCCUGCUGCACUCCGCCGACCGCUCCACCCUCGCCGCCUUGCUCCGCCCCUCUUGUCCCGGUAUCCAUAGCAACGCCACACCCAGCGUGCCGUCGCCCAUCGCCAACCUGCUAGACCACGCCCCCACGCUGCUGUGGGAGGAGCUACUGGAGGCACUGGUGCACCAGUACAAAGCAGUGUUCGGUUUAGGCUCCGCCUCCACGCCCGUCGACCCAACCGAUGAGUCAGCGUUCCCCGGCAUCACCGCGGCCGCGGCGGAGCUGCGCGGCUGGGACUGGACGUUCAGCCGGACGCCCAAAUUCAGCGUCCGAACCCUCCUGGAGCUCGUGGACAAGCGGUCGGCGGCCCGCGGCUCCGCCCGGCUGCAGGUGGAGGUGAAAGGGGGCGUGGUCCAGAGCUGCGAGCUGGACGUCCCCCCCCACUGGCUGCCCCGCCGGCUGAGCGGCGAGCUGAGCGGCGUGCUGGUCGGCGGGCGGUUCUGUCCUCAUCGAGCCGCCGCCGUGUUUUCUGAGGUGACGAGAUCGGAGAGCGGCGAGCUGAGGGGACGAUUACGCAACCUCUGUGACGCCGUGGUGUCUGUGAUGGGCUGAAAUACACACGAU